GUUUUGACGGGAAACGUGCCUUGGCGUCACUUGACUAAGGAGGGCACAAUCGCGGUUAGAGUGUAUGAGGGUACAAUACAUCCUCGUCCAGACGACGAACGUAUCAGUGACCAGCACUGGAAUUUUAUGGUCUCUUGUUGGUCGAGGACACCCAACGAUCGGCCUUCUGCCAAAGAAGCACUUCAAUUUGUUGUCAGCCAGCUGAGCUUGCUGUAAUUGAGCGAAUGAUGUGAUUUACUAUUGCAUACACGAUAGUGCCGGUGAAUCAUUUGCUAUACUAUCUAUAUAAUACUAUAACAUGUACAGUGCUUAUAUAUUUUUGGUGCACGAUGACAGGAUUCCCCGUCAGACCGACACUGGUACUAAUCUACUACUUACUAGUUGUGAUGUUGUCCUUUCUCUUCAACCCACAACGCAUACAGACUUGUGGGCUUAUAAGCGGCAAUCUCCGAUUUCAUUUACUUACAAGCAUUUCCAUCAAAGUGAAAUCGAAUUUACUACAUACGAUGGUCUCCACGGCGUUGAUCUCAUCCGUUCCACAAUAUGUCUCUGUUGAGGAGCACAGAAAUAUAGUGGGAUCGACUCCUGCAUCGUUCAAUGACAUCCCUCCUGUUCUGCGCCACAAAGAGGAUAACGUACGCGUUACGCUUGAUCCCCCCCUCCAUACAUUCACCGAACAAGAUUGCGCGAAUGGAACAUUGUUCGUGAUCGAGAGUGCCCUUGUCUUCAUGUCUUCCACCGGGGUUGGAUUUCAGGUCCCAUACCCUGCCAUCACCUUGCACGCCAUUGCGCGUCCAGAAUCUGGACCGUCAAUAUAUUGUCAGCUAGACGAGCUCGUCGGAGAACUCGCAGCAGCUGAGUCACCUGAAAAUGAUGAUGCCGCCAACAUGCGAGAGUUGAGCAUUAUCCCAUCCAACCCUGCUUCUCUGGAGUCGAUAUUUGAGGCAAUGUCUGUCUGCGCCUCUCUCCACCCAGAUCCAAAUAUGUCAGAUGACGAUGACUUGGAAGAAACGUUUGUUGAUGAAAGUGCCUUCGAGACAUUUACGGGCGAAGAGGGCGAGGAACUCAGUGAGGUUGGCCGGGCGGCUCUCGAGCAUCUGGAGUCGAUCAUCGAUGAUCCAUACCAUCCAGACAAGAAUGACGUCAACGGCGCUGGCGAGGAUGUCGAAAGCGAAGGGGAAGGGGAACGAUGAUCGGCUACCAGUUCUGAACGUUGAUAUUUAAAACAAACGGCAUGAGCAAAAG
Messenger RNA from Suillus paluster, 1245 nucleotides. Its product is annotated as regulator of volume decrease after cellular swelling-domain-containing protein. Gene Ontology annotation, cellular component: cytosol; spliceosomal complex. The transcript is spliced from 4 exons. Bases 330 to 1193 code for a protein of 287 amino acids. The record is from RefSeq and is a predicted model, not a curated record. NCBI's taxonomy places the organism in Eukaryota, Fungi, Basidiomycota, Agaricomycetes, Boletales, Suillaceae. Gene Ontology annotation, biological process: mRNA cis splicing, via spliceosome.